AUGCUGGACACCAGCGACAUCUAUGGCCCCUUCACCAACGAAGAGCUCGUGGGGAAAGCAAUUGCCACUAUACCCCGAGAGAAGGUGACCCUUGCCACAAAGUUUGCCCUUUACUACAAAGAGGAUGGUUCCAUGGCUGUAGAUGGCAGCAGGAAGCAUGUCAGGGAAGCCUGUGAAGCGUCCCUGAAGCGACUUGGGGUCGACUACAUCGACCUGUACUACAUGCACCGGAAAGACCCUGGUGUGCCCAUCGAGGAUACAAUGGCAGAGCUCAAACUGCUGGUGGAUGAGGGCAAGAUCAAGUACAUUGGCGUCAGCGAGACCAGCCCGGAGGACAUUCGCAGGGCACAUGCUGUCCACCCACUCUCGGCUGUGCAGCUGGAGUGGAGCCUGUGGACGCGGGAGUCCGAGGAGGACAUCAUUCCCUUGUGCCGAGAGCUGGGCAUAGGCAUUGUUGCAUACUCCCCGCUGGGUCGCGGCUUCCUGACGGGGCAGCUGAAGCCAGAGGAUCUCGACAGCAAGGAUUCCAGGAAGUCCUUCCCCCGCUUCCAGGAAGCAGCAUUUGAACAGAACAUGAAACUGGUGGAAGCUGUGAAGAAGCUGGCAAAUUCAAAGGAUGCCACAGCAGGCCAGCUGGCGCUCGCCUGGGUUCUGGCUCAGGGAGAUGAUGUGGUGCCCAUCCCGGGGACAAAGCGCGUCAAGUACUUGGAGGAGAACCUGGGGGCGUUGGACGUCACCCUGACUGCAGAGGAUCUGGCCGAGCUGGCACGCAUUGCCGACCCCUCCAAUGUCACAGGGGCACGCUACAACGAGGCGGCAAUGAAGGCGAAUGGCUUACUCCAGAAAGUGAGCGUGCAGCGCACGGAUAGUAAGGGCAGAGCCCAAGCCUAG
Molecule: messenger RNA, 891 nt
Organism: Auxenochlorella protothecoides
Lineage: Eukaryota; Viridiplantae; Chlorophyta; Trebouxiophyceae; Chlorellales; Chlorellaceae
Product: Auxin-induced protein
Exons: 9
Coding region: 1-891 (296 amino acids)
Cellular component (GO): cytoplasm
Source: RefSeq, a predicted model, not a curated record